Molecule: messenger RNA, 2648 nt
Organism: Cydia fagiglandana
Lineage: Eukaryota; Metazoa; Arthropoda; Insecta; Lepidoptera; Tortricidae
Exons: 6
Coding region: 514-1764 (416 amino acids)
Source: RefSeq, a predicted model, not a curated record
UAUAUUUUCUAUAGUAAAAAUGGGAAAAGUUUGCAUCGUAAACAGUUGCCAAAGUGGGCGUAAGAGGAAAAAACAGAAAAAUGUUACGAAAUCCGUAUCUUUUUUCCAACCAACGGUAAGUAUGUAAUUUUCACUACACCUUAUAAAACAAAGUCCCCCGCCGCGACUGUCUGUUCGUGGGUUUGAAUGUAUCUUUGCGAUAAACAAACUACUGGACGGUUUCAGUUCGAUUUUCAUGCGGUUUUCACCUAUCAAUAGAGUGAUUCUUGAGGAAGGUUUACUUAUAUAAUUUGUUGACUAGUGCGAAGCCGGUCGCUAGUUAUUUAAUAAAAUAUUAUAUUGUGAUUUUUAUAUUUUUCUUAUAAAUUUCACAAUUUCACUUCAACAAUUCUUCAUUUUUCUAUUAAUUCUCAGACUCCGGCACGGUUGGAAAGUUGGAAAAAGUCGUUAGGAAUUGCAUUAAAAGCAAAUGAUUAUAUUUGCCAUCUUCAUUUUAAAGAAGAAAAUAUAAAUAUGUACGAAAAGUUAACUAUUAAAGGAGAGCUCAAAUAUAUUCCUACACAAAGAAAAACGCUUAAGGAAGAAGCUGUGCCCACGAUUGAGCAUCAGUUUAUUCCCAUUCCCGAACAUGAACUCCAAGCCAAUACUAUUCACAUAGAGGAAUCUUUCGAACCAUACCCCAAUCAACCUAAGGACGAGCAGCAACAACAAAUCAAUGCCGAGCAACAGGAAUUAUCAGAAGAUCAAAAUGAUUCUAAUUAUUUAAUGGAUUAUGAAAUGAUACAACAGGACUUUGCGGAACCAUUGUUUAGUCAAUAUCAGGAUACUAAUGUAACAAUAAAUCCAAUAGAGAAUUUUAAAAGUAAGUUUCGGGCAUUUUCGUUGUUGCCGCCUUUUUGGCUACAUGCAGAAAAUCCUAAUGGGCUGGAAUUUAUGCGAAUGGAUCCAAAAACUCAGAAGAUUAAACAUCAUAUACGUUUAAACGAUGAUCUAACUGUCACUGUAAUUUUUCCCAAUAAUGAACAAUUGCCACUAAAGGAGAAAAUUAAUUCAUAUGACAACACCUACGAUUACUUAAAAUCGGUUGAAAGAUGGCCUUUGUGCGUUGGUACUCAGAUUGACGACAAUAAAUUUUGUAAAGGUGUGAUUAUUGGUGAUGAUACUUACGAAAGAAAUCAACAGUACCCAAGAUGUAAAUCUUGUCGAAUAUUACGAAAUCGUUUGCAGAACCGUAAUUCCACUUCAACUCUAUUACAAAAAAUGGCAGAAGCUAAACGGCGCGCUUCAAAUCUUGUACAUAAAUGCAAGCGUCUGAAGAGGACGACCCCUUACGGAACUGUGAAAAAAAGACAUUGGGAAGCGGUAUUAGAGGAAGAGAAUUAUCGUCAGCCUAACUUAAAAAUCGCUUACAAGUUAACACCAGCGCAUUUGAAACCGAAAGGUUUUCAAGUAAUGAAUGUUCCUCUUGCAACUGAAGUGUUUGGUCACGAAAUUUCGGUCGCCAUGGCUCACUAUCAACCCUAUUGCGAGGAAUUGAAGGAUUCAACUGCAACACAAAAAUUUAUUGAUCUUGUAUUCAAUUUGAUACAAGCUAUGUCUUCGCGUAUACCAAGAGAUGCUCUGUACGUGAAUGAAAAUUGCAGACGAAGAAAGGCGAUCCAGGAAUUUUUAGAAUUCCUUGCAGACUGGGAAAAGCUCGAAAAAAAAAUACCUGUGUCAAGGAGCACGUUAACUGGAUUAAAAGUAACUUGUAAAGUUUUGUGAUACAACAAAUUGUAGACUUGUGAUACAAUUUACAUAUUUGUAAGAAUUUUCCACUACAAAUUUGUUACUUGUGGUACGCACAUUUGUAUUAUUACAAACUUGUAACUUGACACUUGUAAAAUUGUAAUUGUAAGUUUUGUGGGAUAGGCCACUGUCCUUACAUGCCUGUUGCAAAGUUAGUACUAUUAUAAAUGCAAAAGUGUGUCUGUUACCUCUUCACGCUUAAACCGCUGAACCAAUUUAGAUAAAAUUAUGGAGAUAGUUUGAGACCCGAGGUCCUAUAUUUUUUAUUGAAUAAUAAUUUUGACUUGUUUUCAGAGAUUUUUCUCCGUCAUGAGAUAUUCGUGUGGAGGAAACGAUCACCCUGAUCCCAAAAUGUUUGCACAAGUUUACCGAUUGGCGUCUUGUUUUUCCCUAAUACGCCCUCCGAAAGGUUGUAACGUUUCCGGCAAAGAUUUGCUGAAGAACUUACUAGGAGCAAAGGAUAUGGUAACUGGUUCAAACGAGGCUAAGCAAGCAUGGCUGGAAAGCCUCGACCAUAUACUAGAUAAUGGUGAACCAUUGAUUGAUGGUUAUGAAGACCAUGACUACAACGAGGCUGUCACCAGUGACGCGGUGCAGUCUUACAUUGCUGGGUACAUCGUCCGCAAAUUGCGAAAAAUCGUAAAAUGCAAUAAUUGUUUGAAACUCAUACAAAUGAGUCCCAAUGAGGGAAAAAUGUUAAUGAGAAACGACGUAAUCGAUAAAAUGGAUUUAUACGGCGGGUUAAUUUAUGCUAGUGACGAUCUAUUCAAUCUGACCAAAAUGAUAGAGAAAUGUGUGUUAAGAGCAAUAAGCAAAGCUUUAACCAAUAUGGAGACGAUCAGUGAAAUUACGCAAGAAUU